Anopheles marshallii is the source of this 1050-nucleotide messenger RNA. RefSeq names its product aquaporin-like. The record is from RefSeq and is a predicted model, not a curated record. Gene Ontology annotation, cellular component: plasma membrane. NCBI's taxonomy places the organism in Eukaryota, Metazoa, Arthropoda, Insecta, Diptera, Culicidae. The transcript is spliced from 4 exons. Gene Ontology annotation, molecular function: water channel activity. Gene Ontology annotation, biological process: transmembrane transport.
AUGGCGUUAACGCAACCGUCGACGACAUCGACGGCAACACAAGGUGUAUGUACCAGUUAUCAGCAACGUUCCCCUCAGUAAAGCGGGUUUGCAGGGGCAUCGUACGAAGACGGCUAUCAGUUUGCUCGUAGCGUCGAACUCGCUAGCAGUUCUAGCCGUAAAUCGUCGGCGCUUCGACGGAUCCUGGUUGCAUCACAGCUCAUCUCCGAAUAGCAGUUUCUUCGCGAUCAGUGCUUUCUGUUCUUGCCACGAGUGGCCGCGUUUCACUUUGCUCCUUUUACGAACAGCACAAUGAAAAAGUCUACCCUCGACAAUAUUUCAGUAUUUCUGGCCGAGCUGAUCGGCACAGGAUUGUUGGUGAUGCUUGGUUGCAUGGGAUGCGUGUCUGGAUUAGGCCACACUCCUUCACAUUUUGAAUUGUGCAUUAACUUUGGUCUUAUAGUGAUGAUCAUUGUACAAGUUUUCGGUUGUGUAUCUGGAGCUCACCUCAAUCCAGCGGUUACCGCUGCCGCAUGGGUGUACGAAUUAGUUUCCACCAAGAUGGCUUUGGCGUAUGGUGCAGCUCAAUGCAUAGGUGCUUUUAUGGGCUACGGCAUCCUAAAGCUGCUAACACCAGUUGAUGUGUUCGAUACUGCCUUAGCAAAAGGAGCCGGAUUCUGCGUAACACAGCCGAACAGCGCCAUCUCAAACAUGCAGGCUGUUGGCAUUGAAUUUGUUGCUACAAUGGUAUUGAUCUUAGUCUGCUGUGGUGUCUGGGAUCCUCGCAACGCAAAACAUCACGAUUCGGUUGCUUUAAAGUUUGGUUUCACUGUCGGAGCGCUGGCCGUUGCAGCGGGACCUUACACCGGCGCAAGUAUGAACCCUGCUCGUUCUGUAGGCCCGGUCCUGUGGAACGGAGUGUACAAUGCACAUUGGAUCUACUGGGUCGGCCCGCUUGGGGCUGCUUUUCUGACUGCCUUCGCCUACAAGGCUGUAUUUCGGCGGGAGGUACCUAUUGAACAGCUUAAUCACGAGCUAGCGGCUCUUAACACUGACAAAUCGAACGCUUAG